Molecule: messenger RNA, 9959 nt
Organism: Leucoraja erinaceus (little skate)
Lineage: Eukaryota; Metazoa; Chordata; Chondrichthyes; Rajiformes; Rajidae
Gene: lama1
Product: laminin, alpha 1
Exons: 63
Coding region: 325-9636 (3103 amino acids)
Biological process (GO): regulation of cell adhesion; regulation of embryonic development; cell adhesion
Cellular component (GO): basement membrane
Molecular function (GO): signaling receptor binding; extracellular matrix structural constituent
Source: RefSeq, a predicted model, not a curated record
GAAGAAACCACGCAGCCAGAAAGCACGGGGGUCGGUAGAUGGGCAGUAAUAGUCGGCGUAAGGCCAGCUCUCAGUGCACAGUGGUCAAACGCUUGGAUUGUGCAUGAACGUAAGUGGAUGCACCGCCUGCAAUAGCAAGUGGAAAAGAGCAUAUGGAAAGCAGGAGCGUAAAAUCCUGGGUGCGUUGAUGAGAAUCCUUUGAGCUCCAGUGGCCACGCCCAGAGACAACAUUUGUGACGGGAGGGCUGGAGAGAGAGAGAGAGAGAGAAAAGAAAGUUUGUUGAACCUUCGGGAGCAGAGAAGUCAGCGCGUAUCACAGCGAGGAUGGCAGCGAGCCUGCUGGUGUGGAAGGUGCUGCUCCUGCUCUUGUGUCCCGGGAUAGAGUCCCAGCAGAGAGGUCUUUUCCCAGCCAUCCUGAACCUUGCCAGCAAUGCUGUCAUCUCCACUAAUGCAACCUGCGGUGAGAAUGGGCCUGAGAUGUACUGCAAGUUGGUGGAGCACGUUCCUGGGCGGCCAAUACGCAACCCUCAGUGUCGCAUCUGUGACCUGAACAGCGCAAACCUGAAAGAACGGCAUCCAAUUACGAGUGCUAUUGAUGGAACCAACAAUUGGUGGCAGAGUCCCAGUAUCCAGAACGGCAGACAAUUCCACUGGGUGACAAUUACCCUGGAUCUGAGACAGGUAUUUCAAGUUGCCUACUUUAUAAUUAAAGCAGCAAAUUCUCCACGUCCUGGAAACUGGGUUCUGGAGCGAUCGAUCGAUGGCGUUAAGUUUGAACCCUGGCAGUAUUACGCCUCAAGUGACACUGAGUGCUUGACCCGUUACAACAUCGUACCUCGAACGGGGCCGCCCACUUACAAAAGAGACAACGAAGUGAUCUGCACGUCUUAUUAUUCCAGGCUCGUUCCACUGGAACACGGAGAGAUUCACACCUCGUUGAUCAACGGCAGGCCGAGUGCUGAUGACCCAUCACCAACUCUGUUGGAGUUUACCUCCGCUCGCUAUAUUCGCCUCCUCCUUCAGCGCAUUAGGACACUCAACGCUGACCUCAUGACCCUUGGAUAUUAUGACCCGCGGGAGGUCGACCCCAUUGUUACACGCAGGUAUUACUACUCCAUCAAGGAUAUCUCGGUCGGAGGCAUGUGUAUCUGUUACGGCCAUGCUGCCAGCUGUCCAUGGGAUGGAAAACUAAUGAGAUUACAAUGUCAGUGUGAACACAACACCUGCGGAGAGAGCUGCAGCAAGUGUUGCCCCGGUUACCAUCAGAAACCAUGGAAAUCGGGAACCUUCACCUCAGACAACAUAUGUGAGAAGUGUAACUGCCAUGGCAAAACAGAAGACUGUUACUAUGACCAAAGCGUGGCUGAUCACAACCUGAGUCUGAACAUACCAGGACAGUUUAUCGGUGGAGGCGUAUGUGUUAAUUGCACCAACAACACGGCAGGCAUCAAUUGUGAGACCUGCAUUGAUGGCUUCUACCGACCUUACAAGGUUUCUCCAUUUAACCCUGACCCUUGCUUGUCAUGCAACUGUGACCCAGCAGGGUCUCUGAAUGCCACUUGUGUGAAGGACGAAAACAAAGCCGUCACAGAAGAGGGUCUUUUCCCUGGUCAGUGCCACUGCAGAACAGGUUACGCUGGGAAGAUGUGCGAUAGGUGUGCACUGAGCUACAAAGGCUUUCCCAAUUGCAUGCGUUGCAACUGCAGUGUUGUGGGCAGCACCAACAAUGAUCCUUGUGCAGAACCAUGCCAAUGCAAGAGAAACGUGGAGGGAGAGAACUGUGACCUGUGCAAGCCAGGAUUCUACAAUCUGCAGGAGAGGAAUCCCGAAGGCUGUACAGAAUGUUUCUGCUUUGGACUCUCUGGUGUUUGUGAAAGCAUUUCCUGGCCUGUUACGCAGGUCAUGGAUAUUACUGGGUGGCAAAUGACUGACCAUCAGGGCGAAAUGAGGGUGCAUCCUUACCAGGAGGUGUUUGGUAGCUCUCGUCAAGUGGACGUCAACAACACAGACGGCAUAGCACUCCUGUCCGCACUAUACUACUGGACAGCUCCAGAUUCAUACUUGGGUAACAAGCUUACUGCAUAUGGAGGAUACUUGAACUUUACCCUGGUGAAUGAUUUUUCAGUGGAAGGUGUUGGUAAUGAGCAGACCCUCAACAUUAAUGUCAUUAUUGAGGGCAAUGGCCGUGCACUCAUUACAGGGCCUGGUGGCUUGUCGCUCCAGCCUUACGAUAGACAGUCAGUCGCACUUCGGUUUCUGUCUGAGAACUUUAUGGACCUCUACACAAAUAAUGGAAUAGAUCGAGAUCGACUGCUGACCGUUCUAGCAAAUGUAACACGUCUGCAGAUCUGGGCCAAGUACAACGUUGCGAGAGAGUCUCAGUACAGAUUGAGUUCAGUCACUUUGGAUGUAGCAAACCCAAAUGCCAUCGACAUUCUUCCUGCAGUGGACGUGGAACACUGCGAGUGCCCUCUGGGCUACUCCGGCAUUUCUUGUGAGUCUUGCAUCCUGGGCUUUUAUCGUGUUGAUGGAAUACUAUUUGGUGGCAUCUGUCAACAGUGUGAAUGCAAUGGCCAUGCUACAGAAUGUGACACUAAUGGCACUUGCUUGGACUGCCGACACAACACAACUGGACCAAACUGUGAGCAGUGCUCCCCGGGUUUGUAUGGCGAUCCCAGCAGAGGGACUGCUGAGGACUGCAAACCCUGUGCCUGCCCACUGACUGUUCCCUUGAACAACUUCAGUCCCACUUGUUACUUAAACACAACGGGGGAACUUAUUUGUGACCAGUGCCUGCCAGGCUACACAGGAUCCAGAUGUGAAAGGUGUGCUGAUGGUUACUAUGGCAACCCAACAUCACCUGGACGUUCCUGUGAGCCAUGUGACUGCAGCAACAACAUCAACCUGUCAGUUCCUGGAAGCUGUGACCAGUUGACGGGGGAAUGUCUGAAGUGCACCAGGAACACCGCAGGCAGACAGUGCGAGCAAUGCGCAGGCGGAUACUACGGAGAUGCAGUAAUUGCAAAAAACUGCAGCGCUUGUGACUGCAAUGUGAACGGUUCCUACGGGGAGGUGUGUGACCUGCUAACUGGUUAUUGCCAAUGCAAGCACAACGUUCUGGGCCAGAAGUGUGACAUGUGUCUGCAUGGGUAUUUUGGCUUGAGCACGGGACUAGGCUGCAGCCCCUGUAACUGCAGCUUGUUGGGCGCAAUCUCUGAGGACUGCAGCGAGGGCGGGCAGUGCCGCUGCGGGCCGGGCGUGAGUGGCGACAAGUGUGACCGCUGCACGCGCGGCUUUUACAGCUUCCAGGAUGGCGGAUGCACACCUUGUGACUGUGCCUACACUCAGAACAAUUGUGCAUCGGACACUGGCCAGUGUAUCUGCCCACCCCACACCGAGGGAGAGAAAUGUGAAAGGUGUGAGACCAACUACUGGGGCCAUGACCCUGGAAGUGGGUGUCAGCCCUGUAACUGCAGUGUGAUGGGUUCCGUUGGUGUCGGGUGUGAUGUGAUGGAUGGUCACUGCCUUUGUAAAGAGGAAUUCAGUGGAGAAAAAUGCAGUGCAUGUGCAGUUGGAUACAGGAAUUAUCCACAAUGUAUUGCAUGCAAGUGCGAUCCCAGAGGAACUACGCCGGAAAUGUGUGACCUGGCGCGAGGAGUUUGCAGUUGUGAGGAACACACUGGGCUCUGUCCCUGUAAGGGAGGUGUUUCUGGUAUCCGUUGCAAUGAAUGCAAGGCUGGAUCUUUUGCUCUCAAUCUUCGCAACCCGGAAGGCUGCAGUCGCUGUUGCUGCUCCGGCGUGUCUGAUUCCUGCUCAGAACUCCAUGGACUGGUCAGAGUUCCUCUGACCGUGACAUCCAGCCAACUGAUAAUGCAUGUCUUCAGUCAAGCCAAUAUGACUGGUACAACAGAGAACAUCUCUCAGCUUCCAGAUAUCUUGCAGGCUACUGCACUGGUACAGAAACACUCUCAAACAGGACCAUAUUACUGGGCAGCACCUGCUCUGUUCACAGGAGACAAGCUUUUGGCUUAUGGAGGGAAGCUAAGCUACGACUUAACCUAUUAUGAAGAUAGCUCUGGAAACUUGAACCUGGAACCACAGGUCAUCCUGAUGGGAGGUCAUGGCAGGAAACUGAUCAUUUACAGAAAUGUUUCCACACCCGCAACUGGACAGCAAGGCCGGCAUAACAUAGACAUGACUGAGCAUGAAUGGAAGUAUUUCAGUUCAUUUUCUGACAAACUCGUCUCGCGCGCUGACUUUAUGUCUGUGCUCAGCAACAUCGAACACCUUCUGGUUAAAGCUUCCUCUGGCAAUGGGCUCAAGCAGAGCAGAAUUUUGAAUAUCUCAAUGGACAUUGCGAUGGAGGAAGAUGGAACUCAUGCAGGUCGGGAACGUGCAAGUCAGAUUGAGAUCUGUGACUGUCCAUCGGGAUACGCAGGCCUCUCAUGCCAGGAAUGUGCUCCAGGAUUUUAUCGGCAGAUGAUUGCGAAUGGGUCUCACUCACUCGAUCGGGCCUGUAUUUCGUGCCAAUGCCACAACCACAGUUCUGUCUGUGACCUUGAUACAGGAAAAUGUCAAGGAUGCCGAGAUUACACAGCGGGUGACCACUGCGAGCUGUGUGCUUCAGGAUACUACGGCAGAGUAAACGGAUCCAUCAAUGACUGCUCGCUCUGUGCCUGCCCCAGGCCUUAUUCUGGCAGUUUUAGCCCCACGUGUGUGUUAGAAGGUGUAAAUGAUUUCCGCUGUAAUGCCUGCCUGCCCGGCUAUGAAGGACAGCACUGUGAAAGAUGUGCUGCCAGUUACUAUGGCAAUCCAAGUGAGCCAGGCGGUAAAUGCCAUCAAUGUGAAUGUAAUCCAAGUGGCUCCGUCCACAAUAACUGCGAUUCGCUGCUGGGCCAUUGCGUCUGUAAAUCCGGUGUUACGGGUCGUCUGUGUGAUCAGUGUGAACACAAGCACGUGCUGGUAGACAGUGAAUGCAUCUCUUGUGAUGAUGGCUGCACAGGGCUCUUGCUGUCUGACCUCGAAAAUCUGGAAGCUGGUCUGACGGCAAUUAACCUGACCGGGUUUAACCUGGCACCUUAUAAGCUCAUCAUUGCCAUUAAAAGCAUCACUGAGAAUUACAAGAUGUCCUUGUCACCAAAGCGGAACACAACUGCGACCAUCAUGCAGGCGGAGGGACAGAUGUUUGCUUUAGCCUCGGACAUCCGUCACUUACAAUGGAGGGUCACUCAGAAUUCUGGAGAUGGACGGGUUCUGAAUGAAGCUGUGGGGAGAACAUUAACCAGGACUCUGGAGCUUGAAGCGUUUGUAAAUGCGACUUCAAAAUCUAUAAGAGCUCUUGCUGACAUAGCGAAUAACCUGAAUGGGACUCUAGGGUCGGACCUGAAUUUUUCUGACACCAGCCUGCACCAAAUUCAGCAUGAGAUGUUGAACAUGCUGGAGUCCAUGAGAAAAAAAGGAUUCAAUCAAUCUAAGGACAUUGCAGUGACUGAACUAAAGGCUGCAGAAAGCAUGCUAGUGCGGGUGCAGAAGGAGUUUCAGAAACCACACAAGGAAACGGGGGAGCAAAGAGACCGGGUAAUGGAUGCCUUACUGGAGCACAGCAGCAAGUUGAAUGAAGCCCAGGACCUGGUGAAUGAGGCACUCAGCAACACCAAUGAAACAAGCUGGCUUCUCCAGAGCAUCUUGAGCAACCUGGCAGAGCUCAAGGUGAAGCAGCAGACAGUGAAGAGAACUAGAGCACUGACAGUAAACCUGACUCAAGAGGGAAGAGAAAUGGUCGACCAUGCAGCAAAUAUGGUGAAAGAUGUUGUCAACAGCACAGCUAUUCUGGAGCAAGACAGCGAUCAGCUGGAUUUAUGGAAUGCCCAGGUGAGACGACACGUUGACAAGCUGGUGAUGGAGAUGACUCAGAAGAGUGUGCUCAGCCUUGUCUACAGGGCAGAAGGUCAUGCGGAGGAAAUGCAUAACCUUGCUUCUCUGCUGAACAGUUCGCUUGCAGCCGUAAGGAACAUGUCCCUGAAUUCCUCGGUGGCUGUGAAUGCACACACCAACGUCAAGGCCCUGGUCGAAGAAGCCACAGCUAUUGCUUUGGACGCAAGGAACAAAGCUGAUGCUGCUUUGAAAUCGGCCAAGGGUCCUCAAAAGCCACUGGACGAAGUCGGCAAGGAGUCAGUUGUGCACAGUUCAAAGCUCCUGAAUGAUGCCAAUGAUUUGAAAAAGAAAACUGCUGGUCUUGUCAACCAGCUGAGUGGAUUGAAAGAUAAAGUUGACCAACUUCAAAAGAGCGCACACAAUGUAAGCAGUCUGCUGAGUGAGCCAAUGCAGCUACUGGCACAGUUACCUAAUGGUGCCACUGACAGAAUUCGCGAAGCAAAAGAUCGUGCCAUCUCGGCUAAUCUAACAGCAACUGCGACUCUUGAUGAAAUUCAGCAGUUCAGCCAGCAGCUGUUGACCACAUCUGGCAUUUUAAUGAGGGUCAAUAAAACUGUCAGGGAAACAAAUGAGCUCAUCAAUGAUUCAACAAGGACUGCUGUGUCUGCUGGAGCAAAGGUACAAGAGGUUGAAAUUCAAGCCAAUUACCUGUUGGACAGGUUGAAGCCAUUGAAAAUGCUAGAGGACAACUUGAGCAGAAACCUAUCGGAGAUAAAGGAAUUGAUUAAUCAGGCCAGGAAGCAAGCUGCCUCAAUUAAAGUGGCGGUCUCCGCUGACAGAGAUUGCAUCCGCGCCUACCAGCCUGCACUCAUGAGCAGCAACUACAACACUCUGACCCUGAAUGUCAAAACGUCCGAGUCAGAAAACCUACUGUUCUAUUUGGGGAGCAGCAGCAAUUCUGAAUUCUUGGCUCUGGAGAUGCGACGCGGCAGAGUUGCCUUCCUGUGGGAUGUGGGCUCAGGGACGGCAAGAUUAGAAUACCCUGACCUGCAAAUAAACACCAACAAGUGGUACAAGAUCCACGCUGCCAGGUUUGGACGUAUAGGUACUCUCUCUGUUCAAGAAAUUGGAUCUUCGACUUCAGAUAAGCAGGCCGUAAAAAAAGCAACAUCUCCUGGGAUUUCCACUGUACUGGAUGUGAAUAAUUCCACCCUGGUUUUUGUCGGUGGCCUCUCCAAGAAAGUGAAGAAAGCACCAGCGGUGAGAGUUACGCAUUUUAAAGGAUGUAUGGGGGAGGCGUUUCUUGAUGGAAAGUCUAUCGGCUUGUGGAACUAUCGAGAACGAGAAGGGAAAUGCAGUGGGUGUUUUGCAAGAUCCCAAAAUGAAGAUAUUGCCUUCCACUUUGACGGCAGUGGCUACUCAGCUGUUGAUAAACUAUUACGCUCCACAUCAACUCAAUUGGUGAUGCACUUCAGCACAUUCUCACCAAAUGGCCUGCUCCUAUACCUGACUUCAAAUGGCACUAGAGACUUCCUAGCUGUAGAGAUGGCAGAUGGGAAAGUACGGGUAACCUUUGACCUCGGUUCCGGAGUUCUGGCCCUCAUGUCCAAGAAACGAUACAACAACGGAACUUGGUUCAAAAUUGCAUUUCAACGUAACCGCAAACUUGGUGUGUUGGCUGUCAUGAACCCUUUUAAUUCAACGGACCGAGAAACCAUACAAGGAGAAUCGCCUGGAACCGCUUCAGAUCUCAAUCGUGGGCAUAAAGAUCCAAUAUACAUUGGUGGACUACCUCGUUCCAGAAGUUACAGGAAAGAAGUUCUCAGUAAAUCAUUUGUGGGCUGCCUAAAGAAGGUGGAGAUUUACCGAUCUACGUUUGACCUGCUGAGGAAUUCCUUGGGUGUGAAGAGAGGUUGUUUGCUUGAGCCUAUUCGGAGUGUGAGCAUUUUCAGUGAUGGGUACAUUCAGUUACGACCCAAGGUCCUACCAUUGGAGGCGAAGUUAAUGGUGACAUUUUCCACCAAGAAUGACACUGGGCUGAUUGUGGCUGGUCUGGGCAAGUCAACUGGAGGUCGUAAUCGGCGGCAGACAAAAUUGCCGUUCGUCAGCAUUAUGAUCAUCGAUGGGCGUGUGGAAGCUCACAUAAAUACUGGAGAUGGAGUCAACACCAGGAGAGUUGUUGCCAGGUCUCCAUCAGGAACAUACAGCGAUGGGCAGGAACACUCCAUCAUACUCACCAGGAACAAAAGGAUAAUAACAUUACAGAUCGAUGAAGGGAGCCUGCUGGAAAUGAGGCUGGGAUCCUCUGCUGACAGCAGUUCAUUGAACAUUACCAGACUGUUUGUCGGUGGAGUUCCUGCUGGAGAAAGUGCCAUUGUCCUCAAGACAACAAGAUCGUUCAGGGGCUGCAUCAAGAAUUUGGUCCUCAACACUGAGUUGUUAGAUUUUGGUGGAGCUCUGAAGUACCAGAAUAUCGAUCUGGACAGCUGUCUGCUGUCACCGAGACCCACACCUACACAAGAUGACAGAAGCUACAAUCUUACACCUCAGCCCACUGUGAAACCCAUAGAGGCGCCUGAAAACUCAUUGAGUCCCUCUUCCCUGGGCCACAGCUCUCCUUCCAACAAGAAAACUGCGCAGUGUGUCACAGAGGUGUUACCAGGCAUUAUUCCCGAAGCUUACCAGUUUGGACUUGCACAGGGAAGCCACAUGAUCCUCACCCUUGAUGAAAAAACAGUGAAGAGAAAAUUUACUCUCCAGCUGAACAUCAGAACAUAUGCCUCCAGCGGACUGCUGUACUACAUGGCCCAUCAAAACCAGAUUGACUACGCAGCCCUUCAGCUUUGGAUGGGCCGACUGCAUUUCCUCUUUAACCUUGGGAGAGGCACAACAGUGGCUGUUAUGCCAAAUCCCAUUAAUGAUGGCCAGUGGCAUUCAGUAAAAACCGAAUAUGCAAAGCGUCGCGGCGUGAUAACGGUGGAUGGGAAGGAAUCCAGAUCUACUCUGGCUGAUGGCGACUCAUUGGAAGUGGAAGGAAAGUUAUACCUUGGAGGCUUGCCACUCGAUUACAAAGCUAGGAAAAUAGGAAAUGCAACACACAGUGUUCCUGCUUGUCUUGGCGGUGUGACCUUGAACAACAAACCCGUAGACAUGGAAAGGCCGGUCUCUAUCCUUGCAGUGAGCAGAUGUUACGCUGCCAUCCAGGAGGGCUCGUUCUUUGAUGGCACUGGAUUUGCUGCACUGGUCAAAGAAGGUUACAAAGUGAGGUCAGACUUAAUUGUUGCAUUUGAGUUCCGCAGCACAUCCAGGAAUGGCGUGCUGCUUGGCAUCAGCAGUGCCAGGAUUGACGCCAUUGGCCUGGAGAUCGUAGAUGGCAAGGUCCUGUUCCACGUAAAUAACGGAGCUGGGAGAAUUACUGUCAGAUAUGAGCCCAAAGAUGCAAGCCAGCUGUGCAAUGGCAAGUGGCAUAAACUUCGAGCCAAUAAGAGCAAACAUCGUAUUGCACUGACUGUGGAUGGAGUUACUGUGCAGGUUGAUAAUCCUCACAUACAUUCGACCUCAGCAGAAACUAAUGAUCCAAUCUACGUGGGUGGCUAUCCAGCUAAUGUGAAGCAGAAUUGCCUGACCAUUCAGAAAUCAUUCCAAGGUUGCAUGAGGAACGUCAAGCUGACAAAAAACCAACAGACAGAGGCCUUUGACUUCAGCAGAGCUUUUGAUCUCCGAGGAGUCUUCCCUCACUCCUGUCCUGGCACGAAACAGUAGCUUCGAAGAGAAGGUUUUUAAAGCAAACUGGAGCCAUACCUAUCUUACCAUUGUAUUAAGUGUUCUCCUCAACUCAGAAUAACUAUGUAUUUUAAGUCAGCAAGAAUUCCUGUUUAUGAAAGUUCCUUAACUAAAUCAUUUUGUACUGUACAACAAGUACCUCCAUAAAAGCAAGCAUUAACAGCAAGAGAGUGAAUAUUUUAAUAUUUUGUCAUCCAGGUUUACAAUUGAUCUUCUUUGACAGUAUUCACUGAAUAUUAAACUUUGUUCAUUUUGAAUAUUUUAACGUUUUCCUUUGUAAUUAAAAUGCAAACAAGAUUUGA